Messenger RNA from Herpailurus yagouaroundi (jaguarundi), 678 nucleotides. Its product is annotated as olfactory receptor 7A17-like. Gene Ontology annotation, cellular component: membrane. The record is from RefSeq and is a predicted model, not a curated record. Gene Ontology annotation, molecular function: olfactory receptor activity; G protein-coupled receptor activity. The transcript has a single exon. Gene Ontology annotation, biological process: G protein-coupled receptor signaling pathway. The annotation marks the transcript as partial. Lineage: Eukaryota; Metazoa; Chordata; Mammalia; Carnivora; Felidae.
AUGGAAGGAAGAAAUCAAACCCGUGUGACAGAAUUUAUCCUCUUGGGACUCUCACAUGAGGGGGAUCUUCAGUCACUGCUCUUUUGGGUGUUCCUGUCCAUGUACCUGGUCACCUUCACUGGGAACCUGCUCAUGAUCCUGGCCAUUAUCACAGACUCCCGCCUCCACACGCCCAUGUACUUCUUCCUCUCCAACUUGUGCUUUUCAGACAUCUGUUUCACCUCCACCACCGUCCCAAAGAUGCUGCUGAACAUCCAGACGCAGAGCAAAGUGAUCUCCUACAAAAGUUGUCUCAGUCAGAUGUACUUUUUCAUGCUUUUUGGAGUAUUAGACACCUUCCUCUUGACCGUGAUGGCCUAUGACCGGUUCGUGGCCAUCUGUCACCCACUGCACUACAUGGUCAUCAUGAACCCCAAGUUCUGUGGCAUCCUGCUCCUGGGAUCCUGGGUAUUGAGUAUUUUUAACUCUCUAUUACAUGACUUACUAAUUUUGCGACUCUCUUUUUGCACAGAUCUGGAAAUCCUUCACUUUUUCUGUGAACUUAAUCAGAUGAUCCAACUUGCUUGCUCUGAUACCUUCCUCAAUGACCUGGCAGUGUAUCUGGCAGGUGGACUUCUGGGUGUUGUUCCACUCACUGGUAUCCUCUCCUCUUACUCUAGAAUUGUCACUUCCAUUUUG